GCCCCGUGAGGUGGUCCGACUGCGAGGUAUUUAUUCUCUGUCAGGAACAUAAUACGCCGAUAGCCCCACGACGCUGGGUGCGACAGUACGGCAUGAAACACACUUACGGCCUGUCGUUGGUAUGUCCGUUUCAGGGUGAGACCGACGAGAUGGAAGAAGGGACCGAAGACGAGGUGGAGGGAAAGUGCGCCAAGGCGUUUCAGCAGCGCCCAGGCUAAAAGCAGAAUGGCCUGGAGUGGGGACUUGGACGCUUGGGACGGGCACCAUUGGUUGCGUGUCGAGAGCGGCGCAAGAUGUGCCUCAGAUGUUGAGCCGCGUGCCAUUGACACCUGACUGCCCGCCUGCCACCAUCGUCGUGGUACCGUUGAUGUGUUUCGAGCGCUGCAGGGAAUGGCGAACGCGAGCGCGGCGGUGCGCGCGGCCCUCAACAUCGUCUUCGUCCACCCUGAUCUUGGCAUAGGAGGCGCAGAACGGCUGGUUAUCGAUGCGGCCGUAGGCCUGCAGAGCGUCGGCCAUAGGGUCACUAUCCUCACAUCCUACCGCGAUCCCAAGCACUGCUUCGAAGAGGCCAGAGAUGGAACACUCGACGUACGAGUGCGCGGCGACGCCCUCUUCCCGCCGUCAAUAGGAGGCCGGCUUAGUAUCCUGUUCUCCAUAUUACGGCAACUCGCACUCGUUAUCAGCACCGGCAUCACCUCGAACGAGCUCAGGACAUUACAGCCUGAUGUGAUAUUUGUCGAUCAGUUGAGCGCAUGUGUGCCUCUCUUUCGAAUACUGUACCCGAAAGCGAAGGUGCUAUUCUACGGACACUACCCAGACCGACUGUUGGCAUCGGAAGGCCAAGGCAUACUAAAGCACAUAAAAAGAGCAUAUAGGUUACCGUUCGAUGCGAUAGAGGGAUGGAGUACAGGAUGCUCCGACGAUAUCGUGGUGAACAGCAAGUUCACGCGGUUCGUCUUCAAACACACUUUCGCGGGCAUGAAAAGUCGAGAUUUGAAAGUCAUAUACCCGUGCGUAGAUACCAGCAAUGGACAUCCGAAGAACGACACGAAGUUAUGGCCGGACAAGAAGAUCAUGCUGAGCAUCAACCGAUUUGAGGCGAAGAAGAACCUUGGCCUUGCAUUACGCGCAUACGCCGGCCUCACGGCCGAGGAGCGAAGUAGAGCCAAGCUUAUCCUAGCCGGUGGCUUCGACCCUCGAGCACCUGAGAAUGCCAAUGUGCAUAGGGAGAUGCAGACACUAUCCGAGUCCUUGAACCUUACACACGCCACCUUCCGCAAUAAUGAUACUGAGAACACCGACCUGACCACGGAAGACGUGGACACGCUCUUCCUCCUGUCCAUACCACAUGAGCUCAAGCAGCGGUUACUACACUCUGCAAGCUUAAUGGUGUACACUCCGAAGAACGAGCACUUCGGCAUUGUGCCAUUGGAAGCCAUGCUUGCCGGCGUGCCAGUGCUCGCAACCAAUACCGGCGGACCGCUGGAAACCAUCUGGGACGGACGGACAGGCUGGCUGCGGAAUCCGGACAAGAUCGAGGAGUGGACCAGCGUCAUGCGCAAGCCGUUGAUACCCUCCAACGAAGAGUCGUUGCGUGCCAUGGGCCAGAAAGGCAGGGAGAGAGUGCUUGCUGAGUUCAGUCAUACGAAGAUGACGGAAUCGCUUGACAAAGAGGUUCGUGCGCUUUGCCAAAGCACUGCACCACGACCGCCGAUCACGCCGGAGUGGGUGCACGCUUUGUGGAUCAUGACCGUGAUCGCAGUAGUUGCCGGCGUCCUUGUAUCACGGCUCAUGCUAUGGGCGGUGAAUCUGGACGAGCAGAAGCAUCUCCGUGAGCUUGCCGAAAGGUCAAGUAUGGUCAACGAGAUCAAGAUGAACGGCCACAUGAACGGCCACAUGAAUGGCCACCUGAACGGGCACCUCAAGGGAAGUGACGUGCCCGUUGUGGUAACGGCAACAGCAACAGCCACGGGCGUGGCUCGAGACGAGCUGUAGAAAAUUCCAGACAAGUGUGUUCCAUUUGCGCGGCCUUCAUCUUCGAGGGACAACAAACGAGCGACUGAACUUGUUGCAUUGCGACGGCGCAAGGGUGUUUGAUGCGGGUAAAAACUAGAUGAUGAGCUCGCAGCAUUU
Molecule: messenger RNA, 2133 nt
Organism: Baudoinia panamericana UAMH 10762
Lineage: Eukaryota; Fungi; Ascomycota; Dothideomycetes; Mycosphaerellales; Teratosphaeriaceae
Product: glycosyltransferase family 4 protein
Exons: 2
Coding region: 391-1995 (534 amino acids)
Molecular function (GO): GDP-Man:Man(1)GlcNAc(2)-PP-Dol alpha-1,3-mannosyltransferase activity; alpha-1,3-mannosyltransferase activity
Source: RefSeq, a predicted model, not a curated record